UCAUACAUACACCCACACACUAACACACACACACGUGCAUAUAUAUGUAACAUAUAUAUAUAUAUACACACACAUAUAUAUAUAUAUAUAUACAUACAUACAUAUUGUAGUUGCCUGUAAUAGAUAUAACGUGAUUUUAUGUGUCAACAAUUAAUAGUUAUCUGAUAUAAUCUGGAAAAAGAAAAGGGGGAAAAAAAAAAUCUUAGCGGGAAAUUAAUAUUGACAAUUGAAGAAGAUUUAAAAUAUCUGUGUGUGUUACUUAUUUGUUUUAUGUUCUGCAUAUAGAUUUAAGGCAGUUACUGAAAAAAAAAAAAAAAAAAAAAAAAAAUCUUCCACAUGCGUCAGGUUUCAUCUGGUAGGAAUGUCAUUCAUAUAGAAAAUGUUUCGCUUCUUUGGUUGCUUAUACAGGAAGGAAAAAAUAAACCUAAACAGCAAGCUCGGAAUAUACCAUAGAAACAGGAAAUUACUGAGAGAUUUGUGGCAUCUUAACUCCUCCAUCUCUCUGGACAAUGGCCUUCACAUAACGGCAAUCCUCUACUUAGAAAAGGUUACAUUCCUGGAGAUGCUUUAAUGGAUCCUAUUUAUGAAAAUUAAGAUAAAAAUGGAAAAGAAAAAACAGAAAAAACGAUGUUAUAAGUUGGAGUAACAAAUAGUCAAAUUCUUCCAUGAUGGCUUCAUCUGGAUCUGGUCAGCGGAUAACCAACCAGAACAACAGCACAUCUUCCUCUUCCCAUGUUACAGCAAGGCCUGGUAAUGGCUUGCUUGACCAUGUACACCAAACCCCAACAGCAAGCAUCCCUAACAGAGAGUUCAUCAGUUUGACACACUUGCGAACUGGGCCAAGACCACAAAAUGAAUAUGUGGAUUCCACCCUGUCGGCAAACAAACUACCUCCUUCACCGUCUACAGCUCCUGCCAAUGUAACUGUUGUAAAACCGUUACAAAAUAAAAAGCCUCGUGCAGUAGCUGAAAGUCACUCACCACAGCCACAGAGAUUUACAAAUAGCUCAAAUAGCAAUAGCACUUCAACAGUCAGUGGUGUGAAUAUAAGAGUGACCAGUGGUAGUACUGGAGGCAGUGCAAAUAUUACUGGUUUUGCUGGUAGCAGGCAGACAACAAGGCCUAUAGUAAAUAAUGUUGUAUUAAAACAACCAAUUUCAAAUCAGAACUUGAAAAAAGUUAAUAUAAACACACCCAUUGAAUUGGAGAACCCUGAUGGCGCCAUUCAUGGAGACUCUGUUAUAUGCAGCAGAUGUGGAAAAUGUAAAUGCGCUGCAUGUCGAGAGAACCGGGAACUUCCGUCCUGGUGGCUCUGUGGCAAAAAAUUUGAGAUCAGUGCCAAAUCUGCUGUGAAUAUGUGCACAUGUGUGUGUUGUGUUAAAGGAAUUUUUUACCACUAUUCAAAGGACUACCAACAGGAUUCUAUGGAUGGAAUGUGUUCUGAUGAGCCAUGCGCAGGUUGCGAGCGACCACAAUGCUUGAAGCGCUGGGCUUGUAUGGCGUUAUUAUCAUUAUGUUUACCUUGUCUGUGCAUAUACUGGCCAGCCCAGUGUGCUCUGGUGUGUUGCACAGCCUGUUAUAAUGGUUGUACCAGCAGAGGUUGUAAAUGUGCUCAUGGAGAGAGCAAGAUUGGUUCCACCUCUCAGACUAGGAGACUUAUUGAGUCAGAUGGAUCAAGUGCUUAAAAUUUUGUUUGUUUUUUUUUUAUUUUUAUUUUAUUUUAUUUUAAAGAGUAGUUGAAAAUGUAAUGGCAGAAAGAAAGAAAGAAAGAAAGAACGAAAGAAAGAAAGAACGAACGAAAGAAAGAAAGAAAAAAUCAUUUUAUUCUAUUGAAGAAUUCUGGAAUCCAUAGGGCAGCCAUAUUUGUAUGUAUGUGUAUUCCCCAUACCCCUCUAAGAUUUGGACCCACCCCGAUCCCCCACCCUGCCUCAGAUUGCUUAAAUUGUGUAAAAAAAAAGCAUGAUGUUUCUGAUAAGGAGGCAAUGCCUUAUGAAUCUUCAUUGAAAUAUCUCCGUUCCUGGAGAAAAUUUAGGCAAAUUAUUUUUGUUUUUAAAUAUUUGUCUAUAAAAUGAUUUGUCAUUAGAAAUGAAAUGUUCAUGAAUUUUUC
Octopus sinensis (East Asian common octopus) is the source of this 2107-nucleotide messenger RNA. RefSeq names its product protein sprouty homolog 2-like. Gene Ontology annotation, biological process: animal organ development; multicellular organism development; negative regulation of MAP kinase activity. NCBI's taxonomy places the organism in Eukaryota, Metazoa, Mollusca, Cephalopoda, Octopoda, Octopodidae. Gene Ontology annotation, cellular component: cytosol; membrane. The record is from RefSeq and is a predicted model, not a curated record. The coding region runs from base 666 to 1685 and encodes 339 amino acids. The transcript is spliced from 5 exons.